UACACACAUUAUAGGCCGGUAAUUUAUAUCUCUCCUUAAUGGAAAAGUGGGCUGGAAGUUUGGCCGUUGUGACAGGAGCGAGUGCCGGAGUUGGAGCUGCAAUUUCUACAGAAUUAGUGAAAGCCGGAAUUAAUGUCGUAGGUAUCGGAAGACGCGUCGAAAAAAUUGACGAAUUGAGCGAGAGCCUGGCGGACGCACCGGCAAAACUGCACUCACUGUAUUGCGAUCUCUCAGACGAGCAGGAGAUAUUAAACGCGUUCAAGUGGAUUGAAGAGACAUUAGGGCCGAUUAGUAUAAUGAUUAAUAACGCCGGUGUGUUACACCUUACAACAUUAAGAGAAGCCGACGUUGACAAAUUGAGGGACACAUUUAAAGUUAACGUUCUCGCGUACUGCAUUUGUCAAAGGGAAGCAAUCAAAUCCAUGAAAACUAACGAGAUUGAUGGAAUAAUAAUUAACAUCAGCAGCGUGAUGGGUUUAAAGGUGCCGGAUAUUGACUCGUUAGAUUUAGUAGGGCAAAAUUUGUAUCCAGCGACGAAGCAUGCGAUUCACAGCAUAUCCGAUACGUUACGAUUGGAGUUACGCAAGGAGUCUUCAAAAAUCAGAGUUACUAUCGUAAGUCCUGGUGCUGUCGCAAGUGAACUCCGCAGAGAGUUUUCGGAAAGUGAACUGAAUGAACGUCCCAUGAUGAAAUGCGAAGAUGUUGCGAAAACUGUCAUCUACAUUUUGAGUACCCCUCCAAAUGUUCAGAUUCAAGAUAUUGUAAUUCGUCCUAUAUGGGAAUCAAUUUAACAAUAAGGUAUUUAGUUUUAAGGUCAAUUAGCUAUUGGACAUUACGAGUUUGUUAGAUAAAUUGUGACUUAACCAAGUUGUAUGCAAAC
Photinus pyralis (common eastern firefly) is the source of this 880-nucleotide messenger RNA. RefSeq names its product farnesol dehydrogenase-like. The transcript has 5 exons. Bases 39 to 791 code for a protein of 250 amino acids. Gene Ontology annotation, molecular function: oxidoreductase activity. The record is from RefSeq and is a predicted model, not a curated record. NCBI's taxonomy places the organism in Eukaryota, Metazoa, Arthropoda, Insecta, Coleoptera, Lampyridae.